AAAGACUGUGACAACAUGAGGAAUCCAUGCUUCUCCAAUCCCUGUCAAGGAAAUGCCACUUGUGUAAACAACCCAGGAGAAAGGAGCUUUCUCUGCAAAUGUCCCCCUGGUUUUAGUGGGACAACCUGUGAAACUGCCAUUGUUUACUGCGGCAUAAACCCCUGUCAACACGGAGGUAUUUGCCAUCAGGACCCUGUACAUCCUAUCUGUGUCUGCCCUGAUGGAUAUUUUGGAAGAUUCUGUGAAAACGAUCUUGAUGAGUGUGCUUCCAGCCCCUGCCACAAUGGGGCCAUGUGCCAGGAUGGAAUCAAUGGCUAUUCCUGCUUCUGUGUCCCAGGAUAUCAAGGCAGGCUCUGUGACCUGGAAGUGGAUGAAUGUGUCUCAGAUCCCUGUAAGAAUGAAGCUACAUGCCUCAAUGAGAUAGGAAGAUACACUUGUAUCUGUCCCCGUGAUUAUUCCGGUGUGAACUGUGAAGUGGAAGUUGAUGAAUGUCAGUCCCAGCCCUGCCGAAACGGUGCCACUUGUCAGGAUGCUCUGGGGGCUUAUUUCUGUGACUGCAGCCCUGGAUUCCUAGGUUAUGACUGUGAGCUCAACGCUGAUGAAUGCGCCAGUCAGCCCUGCCUCCAUGGAGGGCUGUGCGUAGAUGGGUACAACAGCUAUAGCUGUAACUGCACGGGUAGUGGAUUCACCGGGACACAUUGUGAGACCCUGAUGCCUCUAUGUUGGUCAGAACCCUGUCAUAAUAAUGCUACAUGUGAAGACAGUGCUGACAAUUACACUUGUCACUGCUGGCCUGGAUACACAGGUGCCCAAUGUGAGACUCACAUCAACGAAUGCAACGGGAACCCUUGCCAAUCUGGUGGGACAUGCAUAGAGCUGUCCCCAGAGAAACCAUAUGGACACCUUGCUCAGCUGCCUUCUUCGUUCAGUCACCCUGAAGCCUCAGGUUAUGUUUGUAUCUGUCCACCUGGACUCACAGGAAUCCACUGUGAAGAAGACAUUGAUGAAUGCUCUUCAAACCCUUGCCAAAAUGGUGGUACUUGUGAGAACUUGUCUGGCCAUUAUACCUGCCGUUGCCCAUUUGAUAACCACUCGGGAACAUUUUAUGGAGGAAAGAACUGUUCUGAUGUUCUUCUGGGCUGUACCCGCCACCAGUGUCUGAAUAAUGGAAUGUGCAUCCCUCACUUCCAAAAUGGCCAGCAUGGAUUCAGCUGCCUAUGUCCCUCCGGCUAUACUGGGCCAUUGUGUGAACUUGUCACCACGCUUUCUUUUGAGGGCAAUGGCUUCCUGUGGAUCACAAGUGGCCCAGCCACGGGCAAGGGCUUGGUUUGUAACAUGGCCCUCAGCUUUCUGACUGUUCAGCCAAUGGCACUUCUACUUUUCCGAGGCAACCGGGCCAUGUUUAUAAUGCUGGAGUUGCGAGGUGGCUACGUUCACUUAUCAAUUCAAGUCAAUAAUCAGUCAAAGGUGCUCCUGUAUAUUUCCCACGACACCAGUGACGGAGCAUGGCAUUCGGUGGAGGUGACAUUUGCAGAGGCUGUGACCCUUACUUUACUUGACAACACUUGUAAGGAGAAAUGCAUCACCCGAGCUCCUUCUCCAUUUGAAAGUCAUCGGUCAAUAUGUGCUUUUCAAAACUCCUUUUUGGGUGGCUUACCAGGAGGAACGACCUCCCAUGGUAUUGCUCUGCUUAACAUCUAUAAUCUACCAUCCACACCUUCGUUUGUAGGCUGUCUCCAAGACGUUAAGAUUGAUUCGAAUCACAUCACUCGGGAGGACAUUUCAUCCAGCUCGUCUUUAAAUGUCAAGGCCGGCUGUGAGAGAAAAGAUUGGUGUGAAAGACAACCUUGUCAAAACAGAGGACGCUGCAUCAACUUGUGGCUUAAUUACCAAUGUGAUUGCUACAGGCCCUACGAAGGCCCGAACUGCCUGAGAGAGUAUGUGGCAGGCAGAUUUGGCCAGGAUGACUCCACUGGAUUUGCUGCUUUUAAUCUUGACAAGAGUUAUGAAGAGAACGUCACCAUCUCUAUGUUUGUUCGAACACAUCGACCGUCAGGCUUACUUCUAGCUUUGGAAAAUAAGACUUACCAAUACAUCCGUGUUUGGCUAGAGCAUGGCCGAUUAGCAAUGCUUCAUCCAGGUUCUUCCAAGUUAGUAGCAAAAUUCGUUCUUAGUGAUGGUAAUGUACACUUGAUAUCUUUGAAAAUCCAGCCAAAUAAAAUUGAGUUAUAUCAGUCUUCACAAAACCUAGGAUUUAUUUCUGCCCCUACACGGAAAAUCCAAAAAGGAGAUGUCAUCUACAUCGGUGGCCUGCCUGAGAGAUCACAGACCGAAGCUAAAGGUGGCUUCUUUAAAGGCUGUAUCCAAGAUAUAAGAUUCAACAACCAAAAUCUGGAAUUCUUCCCAAAUUCAAUAAGCAAUGCAUCUCACAAUCCAAUUCUUGUCAAUGUGACCCAAGGCUGUUCUGGAGACAACAUGUGCAAGUCCAACCCCUGUCACAACGGAGGUGUGUGCUAUUCCCUGUGGGAUGACUUCUCAUGCUCCUGCCCUGCAAACACAGCUGGGAAAGCCUGUGAGCAAGUCCAGUGGUGUGAGCUCAGCCCGUGUCCACCCGGAGCCCAGUGCCAGGGGGUGCCGCGAGGAUUUGAAUGUAUUGCAAAUGCUGUUUUUAAUGCACAAAGCAGUGAAAUAUUAUUCAGAAGCAAUGGGAAUAUUACCAGAGAACUCACCAAUAUCACAUUUGGUUUCAGAACAAGAGAUGCAAAUGUGAUCAUACUGCACGCGAAGAAGGAGCCUGAAUUUCUUAAUAUUAGCAUUCGAGAUUCCAGAUUAUUAUUUCAACUGCAAAGUGGCAACAGUUUUUAUAUGCUGAGUCUGACAAGUUUGCAGUCAGUGAAUGAUGGCAUUUGGCACCAAGUGACUCUUUCCAUGACAGACCCACUGGCCCAGGCCUCCAGGUGGCAAAUGGAAGUGGACAACCAAGCACCUUCUGUGACCAGUGCAGUUGCCACUGGGAGCCUCAACUUUCUUAAGGAUAAUACAGACAUUUAUGUGGGUGACCGAGCUAUUGACAAUACCCAGGGCCUGACAGGGUGUCUAAGUACAAUAGAAAUCAGUGGCAUUUAUCUUUCUUACUUUAAUGUUCAUGGUUUCACUAAUAAACCCCAGGAAGAACAGUUUCUCAAAAUCUCUAUGAAUUCAGUGGUUAGCGGCUGUUUGCAGUUGAAUGCCUGCAACUCCAGCCCCUGUUUGCAUGGAGGAAAUUGUGAAGACAUCUACAGCUCUUAUCACUGCUCGUGUCCCUUGGGAUGGUCAGGGACACACUGUGAACUCAACAUCGAUGAAUGCUUUUCAAACCCCUGUAUCCAUGGCAACUGCUCCGACAGAGUUGCAGCCUAUCACUGCAGGUGUGAGCCUGGAUACACCGGUGUGAACUGUGAAACGGAUAUAGACAAUUGCCAGAAUCACCAGUGUGCAAACGGAGCCACCUGCAUCAGCGACCCCAGCGGCUAUUCUUGCCACUGUUCGGGAAAUUUCACAGGAAAAUUUUGCAGACACUCCAGGUUAUCCUCGACAGUCUGUGGGAACGAGAAGACGAAUCUCACUUGCUACAACGGAGGCAACUGCUCAGAGUUCCAGGGUGAAUUAAAGUGUCUGUGCCGGCCAGGUUUUACUGGGGAGCGGUGCGACGAGGCGGCGGACGAGUGUGCGUCGGCUCCGUGUGCGCACGGCGGCCUGUGCCAGGGCCUGGGCCGCGGGUUCCAGUGCGUGUGCCCCGCGGCCUUCGCGGGCGAGCGCUGCGAGGUGCACUUGGCAGAUGACUUGAUCUCGGACAUUUUCACCACCCUUGGCUCGGUGACGACAGUCUUGGUGUUGAUCCUCUUUCUGGCCGUGGUUGCUUCUGUGGUUGCCUCCAACAAAAGGGCAACUCAGGGAACCUACAGCCCCAGCCGUCAGGAAAAGGAGGGCUCUCGAGUGGAAAUGUGGAGCAUGAGGCCACCCCCCGCCCUGGAGAGGCUGAUUUAG
This is a messenger RNA of Nyctereutes procyonoides (raccoon dog), 4026 nucleotides long. It is a transcript of the gene CRB1, whose product is annotated as crumbs cell polarity complex component 1. Gene Ontology annotation, biological process: establishment or maintenance of epithelial cell apical/basal polarity; heterophilic cell-cell adhesion. Gene Ontology annotation, cellular component: plasma membrane; protein-containing complex. Bases 16 to 4026 code for a protein of 1336 amino acids. Gene Ontology annotation, molecular function: calcium ion binding. The record is from RefSeq and is a predicted model, not a curated record. NCBI's taxonomy places the organism in Eukaryota, Metazoa, Chordata, Mammalia, Carnivora, Canidae. The transcript is spliced from 11 exons.